Rotaria sp. Silwood1 is the source of this 1794-nucleotide messenger RNA. The record is from the annotation of a GenBank genome assembly. NCBI's taxonomy places the organism in Eukaryota, Metazoa, Rotifera, Eurotatoria, Philodinida, Philodinidae.
AUGGUCAAUGCACGUAACCAAUACUUCAACAGCACUGUUCCUCGAACAAAUCAACAGCAUCAACAACAAAAUGUUACGACAUCUUCUUCUGAACAUAAUCAUCUUAGCGUAACCAUCUCCAGAUCAACGUUUCCACCUUUUCGUAUAAACUUUACCGGUAAUAGUUGGCCGUCGGAAUUAUCAAUCAUUAAAGAUAUGAAUAAGCAUUUCCGCAUCGGUCUCUCUUAUGGUCGGUACUCAUCUAAUGGUAAUAAAAAAUGUUUUCUUAUUUAUGCAAAUACUAGUGAACAAUUCGAUCAAUUAAUGGAUAAAAUAUCAUGGCCAAUCCAGAUAUGCUCUUCUGAUUAUGAAAUUUCGUUUCCUGUUAAAGUACCAAUGGCGUACUCAAUUGUUGCUACUGGUGUUCCUGCACAAUGGGAUAUGAGUCUUUUUGAAUCGGAUAUUAAAAAGCAAUAUCCUACAAUAAUCAAAGUAGAACGACUCUAUGUUAAAGGUGGUAUUCCAAUAUCUAAAGUUAGAAUCGAUUUUUCAACAAAUCAAGAAGUAAAGAAAAUUAUACAAAGCAAGCGUCUACUACUUGAUGAUGAAAACACAUCGUUCAUGGUACAACCGUACUCUCCACCAACAAAAAUAUUACGAUGCUUUAACUGUCAAGUAUACAACGACCACAUUGCAGUUAAUUGUCCUUAUAAAGACAAACCUAAAUGUUUCCGCUGUGGAUCAAACCAUCCGUACAAUCCAAAUUGUCAAAAUGAUAUCUGUUGUGCUAAUUGUGGUCAAGGUCAUAUGGCAGGUAAUCCAAAUUGUCCAAUCAAAGUAGAAGAACGCAGAAAGCAACAGCAGCUGUCAAAGAAUAUGAUAUCGAACAAAAAUAUUAACUACAACAACAACAAAUUAUUUUUACAAGAAAAAUCUCGUGAAACUCAGAAUGUAUGGUUUAAUAAUGCUGCUAAAGAAGCUUUACAAACACCAACUUAUACUACAAUUCAAAAUGAAAAAGCAACUGAACGUCCAGACUUGUUAGAUGAAAUGAAUAUGAAAUUGAAUCAAAUAGUUAACAUUCUAGACAAACUCGCACAAGAUCAAGCAAAAUUAAAUUCAAAUAUUUCAAAUGCAUACCAUUUGAUAAAGUCAUGUCAAAAUGACAUUGAUUUACUUAACAACUUUGUAAUGAAAGAUGUAUGUCCAUUUCUUAUAAAUUUAAAUCGUCCCCCAAUGAAUCCAACAGCAGCAGUAUUUAAUCCGAAACAAAAGAAACCAUUUCUUAUCAAUGUUAAUCAACUUACGAAACAUGAAGAAAACACUUUUAAAAUGAUUUUUGAAGAAUGGACAAAUACUCCAACACUUGAUCUCUUGUUAGACAAAUGGUCAAUUUAUCGUGAUAAAACUUUAUCGAUGUUAAAUAUUAAAGAUAAUAUUUCAAUACUUUUACUAAAUGUCUCCAGCUUAAAUCGUCAUAUGGUAGAGAUCUUUAAACUUAUUGAUACUACUUCUCCAUCAAUUAUUACAUUAAAUGGAACACAUCAUGAUGAAAGAUCGACUAAACAGUUUACGAAACACUUCUUUAACUAUAAUGUCUUCUCGAUCAAUGGUACAAAUGCUUUUGGAGGUGUUUUAGUUGCUAUACAUAAAUCAAUUCGUACUCAAAGAAUGGUUGAGUUCGAGAAUAUACCGAACUUGAUUGCGCUAGAAAUAGGUGAAGAACAAAAUAAAUUUCAAUUAGUCACAUGUUAUUCACCACCACAUGAACAAAUUCCUUUUGAAAUUUUUGAUCGAAUAUUACAAAAAAAAUGA